Saprolegnia parasitica CBS 223.65 is the source of this 1054-nucleotide messenger RNA. RefSeq lists its product as hypothetical. The record is from RefSeq and is a predicted model, not a curated record. The transcript has 4 exons. Lineage: Eukaryota; Oomycota; Saprolegniomycetes; Saprolegniales; Saprolegniaceae. The coding region runs from base 20 to 1054 and encodes 344 amino acids.
GGAAAGGACAUUGUUUUGAAUGGCGCUUCCAGCACCGACCUUGGUGUGCUAUCGGGUGGCGCAAAGUUGGGCCCUUCGCGUCCAGUGGCCCGCCGACGACGCGCCCAUGGACUCGAUCGCGAUCGAUGUCACCGGCUUCUUCAGUCGCCCGCCGCCCGUCGAUGGUGCAUGUAUGGCCGACGACGUCGUGCUCGAGACGCACGAGAUCGAGAACCUCGAAGCGCAUCGCAGCGGACUUUCGUACGUGGUCGAAGUGCCACUCUCGUUGGCACCAUCCUAUCGCCGGCCGCUGGUCGGCUACGUCGUCCAGCUGCGCGCAGUGUCUCCUACUCCUUACAGUGGUCCUUGCUCCCAGUUCCUCCGGCGCAUCGAGAUCACCGUCGAUACGACCAAGGACGUCGUGUUUGCAGCGCGGCGCGCCGGUCUCCGCGCCCUCUUGGAGCUUCUGCAGCACUACGCUUUGGAUGUAUACGUGGCGAGUCGCUGUGCCAGCGCCAUUGUGCAUCUCUUGCGCCAUGGCGACGACGACGACGACAGCGGUAGCAGCGACGACGAGGCCGCGUCACGGGCGUCAAGCGACCUCCAUGACUACGACCUUGUGCUCGACACGUGGCAAGUGCUCGUACGACGCAUGGAGUCGUUCGUCGAGCACGUGGACCUUGAGCGCUGGGGCAUUCGCGCAGGAGAGGCGCUCUACGCGCGGCUUACGCUCCUCGCCCCCGACACUGCUGCGAGUACGGCACGCUACAGUCGACGGUGUCUGAUGCAAACGGUAGAUGAUCUGCAAGGAACCUUCGUGCGCUUCGUCACGGCGCUCAUCAAGGCCGUCGACCGCUUCGAGAGCCACCACGGACUUGUUACGAGCGCCUGCGAUGUGCUCGCGGCCCUCUUUGAGCACACGCGCAGUGUGCUUGUGAGCGUCGUCGGCGACCGCAGCGGCAUUGAAGCCAUCGUGGGUGCCAUGCGCUUGAACCGCGAGAACCUCGAGGUCUGCCGCGCCGGCGCCCAAGUCCUCCUGCUGUGUUGCUUCGUCGACGGUACGACGCAGAAGUAG